This is a messenger RNA of Syzygium oleosum, 2121 nucleotides long. RefSeq lists its product as uncharacterized. The coding region runs from base 228 to 1853 and encodes 541 amino acids. NCBI's taxonomy places the organism in Eukaryota, Viridiplantae, Streptophyta, Magnoliopsida, Myrtales, Myrtaceae. The record is from RefSeq and is a predicted model, not a curated record. The transcript is spliced from 2 exons.
ACCUUCCCCUCUCUCUCUCAUUUAUACACUCUCUCACUCUCUCUCUAGAAAACCCACCUUCCAACCUUCAUUCCUCUCUUCCUCCUGCCUUCUCUCUAGGGUUUCUCCCGUCGAGGGUAUCUCGGUAAUUUCGUCGCGCCACCGUGUGCUCGCUGCUACCCAGUUGGCCUCUCUGCUCGGAAAGGUACGAGCUUGAGCUUGAGCUUGAGCUUGAGCUUGAGGGGGAUAUGGCGGACACGACCGCUGACGGCGGGAACAGCCGGGGGUCUUCUGGGGGCACGUCGAUCGGGAAGGUGCUGGCCACUACGGACGCCCGCGGUGGCGGCGGCGGCGGCGUCGGAGGGGGCGGCGGGGUCGGGGUGCAGAUAGAGAGGGCGAGGGGGGGCGGGUACGGGGCGUACGACGCCAUGGAGGAGAAGCCGUCGAGGGUGGAGGUGUGGGGGUGGCACCUGUACGGCUUCUGCACCUACUUCGUCGAGACGGCGCUCAUCCCCAUAGUGUUCCCGCUCAUCAUCAGUCAGGUCGUCGGCGCCCCGCCGGAGCCGUCCCAGGGCUGGACCAAGAGCCACAAGGGCUUGGCCUGUCGAGAGAAGGAGAUGAAACUGUUUGUAGGGCUGACGCACCGGUCAAUGAACGAGGCUAAUAUUUCCCCUCUAGAAUGGGUUGCGGUUUGUUGGUUCAUAGGUUUGGUUUUGGCUGCGCCUUUGUUGAACUUUGUCUCCAUGCGCCUUGACCAUGGGCAAUACCAACAGCUAAUUGCCGGAGCCGCCACGGUCGUCGGAGCCAUCUUCUGUCUUCCGGCAGGAUUCUUCCGCACCCCUUGGAUUUUUCUGCCUUAUAUUGUGGUGAUCGUGGCUGCCAGUCUGGUGGCCUCGGCUGCCCACACCCGCAACCUUGGCCUCAUGAUCCGUGGUUUCACUGGCCCUGUUCUCAAGAAGACCCAAUUCCAAGCCCGGAGAUCUGUCUCGGGGUGGCUCUCGCUUUACGCCACGGCAGCUGGCUGCUUUGGUGCUGCAUUAAUUUCUGCAUUCUCUUAUCACAUGCUUGAUCAGAAAGAUAGAUUUAUCAGCUUGUGGGUGGUUUCGAUCUUCGGUGGCCUCUUUUGGCUUCUCGGCAUUCUCUACGUAAUCGUGGCAUAUAGGCCUGGUCCCGACUCCCCUCCUCCACCAUUUACCUAUAUUAUCUCCAUCUUUAGCUACCCUCAUGCUGUGGGAAGCCUUGUCGGCGUCUUCCUCUCAUCGUUCACAACAAUGUGCAUCUUCACUGGGGCGGUGCUCUUUUUAGUCGGGGAAUUGUGCCUGAAACCUGUGUUUGUACUGUAUUUCUGGUUGACUUAUUUCCUCUUCCCUCUGGUGUCUUUGCCGCUGCUGCACCCACUUCAGAACCUCAUCAAGGCAAAUGCAGUGAAAAUGCAGCUACUGGGCUUCCUUCUCUCGAUGAUCACUUGCGGGGUUGGAUUCUACUAUCGUAGUAAAACUUGGAGCAAGGGACAUGUGAUUUUCUUCGCGACUUUGCAGAGCACGGCAGCGGGAAUCUUGUAUGCUUAUGGUAGGGUUUUGGUGUUAGACUGUGCGCCAUCUGGAAAGGAAGGUGCUUUCUCCGUGUGGUAUUCGUGGGUGAAGGUGUUGGGAACCUGCGCGGGCUUUGGCAUUGCGUCGGUCGUCCCGCGGAGCGUGAGCACUUCUUUCGGUAUCGCCUUCGUUUGCGCUAUUCUCGGGGCAGUGAUGUUCGUUUUCGGGAAUGUAAGCGAUCUUGGUGGGGCCCUAGCUGCAGGCAAUGUGAGGGAAGACGACGAGAAAGGUUCGCCGAGGCGCGGUAUGAUGAAGAACCCGCUGCAUUUGGAAGCACCGUAGAAACCAGGAAUUGCUACUAACUGUUUCUCUCUCUCCCCCUUCAUGAUAGAGCUACCUUGGAAGACAUAGGAGUUUGUGUAACGAUGCUGGAAACGGUUUUAUCAUCCUGUCAAAUUUAAUGGUGGAACUUGUGCAUGUACUUGGUUAGGGUUGUGUAGAGGAGCUUUUUUAUGGUAGUUUGGCAAUACUUAAUUUGUGGUGAUGGGUGAUUGUGCUUUUGUAAGUGAUUUGAGUUGGAAUUUAUAAGAUUCUUUCUGUUCAUCAAGAA